GUGGUCGGACAGUCUCACCAGUAGGCUACUGCAAACACGUCAAACCGUAUCCUCGGCGCUGCAGAAUUCUGCAUUUCUGAAGCGGCUGGGCGCUCUAUCCAUGUUUGCAUUCCUGUUAUAAACGGCUUUAAUCUACCCGGAUACAUUUUUGCCAUUGGCGGGGAUUCCCAAACGCUGGGUGCACGUUGAAUUCAGCGAGCGCGCCCCCGCUGGAUAGCUUCCCGUCACACCCACUCCAUAUCUGGCCAGCCUGGAGAGGGAGGACCGCUAGUUGAGCCAGUGCUGCAGUGAGCGCAGCGGGGGAUUCGGCGGCGCAACAGCGCAAAGACAACCAGCGUUGUAAACUUGUAUAUGGAGACUGCAGCGUCCCCGCAACGACAAAGUCCAACAUGGAAGAUUAUUUGCGGCGGGCCAAGACCAUGCUGGCAUCAGGACCUGACUGUCCUAAAGUCCAUGCUGUUCUAGGAGGGGUGGACCCAGAUGUAGAUUCUGUGGCUUCAACACUUUGUUACGCCUACUUCCUCAACCAGAAGGAGCGAUCAGACUGUGUGUAUGUCCCAGUCCUGUGUGGUCAGAAAUGUGACGUGGGGUUGCCGGGGGAGACAGUGCGGUACCUUAAGAGGGUUAGGGUGUGUGAGUCUGCUCUGCUGUGGAGAGACGACAUCAAACUACUGCAGCUCCACCACAGAGGAAAACUCUCCCUCACUUUGAUGAGGGACGAUGUGCUCGACAGCUCCGACUAUGAAGCUCUGGAGUCCAGCAUCCUCCGAGUGGUCCAUCACCACGAGCAACGGGCAGGAGAGGAGGGGGUGUUGUCCAUGGCGAUGGUGGUCGCCAGGGAGAUUCUUCAAGAGGCAGUGGAGCAGAUCUGUGCGCCGCUGGGGGAGCUCUUAGGAGAGGCCCUGCGGCUGCAGUCAGAGGGGAUGUGGAUCAAAGUUGGCCACUGCUCGGUGGACCUGGAGGAGCUGCUGAGGGCAUUGGAAGAGAGAAGUAGCAUCUCCCCCUAUGAUGUCACAACCGGUCCUAACGCUGGCGAGGCCCAGCUUCAAGGUAUGGAUAUAGAGCAGAUGUUUCUGAAGGAGCUGAAGGAGUUCUCUGAUGGGGAGAUGACCAUGUCUUUCACCACUGUACCAGUAGAUCUGGAGGACUGGAAUGCUCGCCAUGGCCUGGUUGGGGAGUUGAAGUCCUUCUGCCAUCACCAUGGUUACGAGAGUCUAGUCAUAGUCUCAUCUCGCCAGAGUGACCCUCGCCAUCCACGCCAGCAGGUGGCAGUGUACUCCGAAAACUCUGACAUUCUCAACCAGAUCUGCUGUGAGCUGGAGGAGUCGGUGAGUUCCUCUCUUAGGCUGGAGCCUGUGGACUGUCCCCAGGGCUCCCAAGGGUCCCUGCAGCUCUACCACCACAAGGCCCUGGCAGACUCACCUCGAGGUCUAGGACCCCUGGUCAUGGAGCUCCUCAAGGAGUUCAUGGAGCGCCGGUGCCACUUGUUAGCCUGCGCCCCCACUAGCAGGACCUCCUCCACGGAGGGCGUGGCGGGCAGCGCCCCGCUGUCCCAGGGCUCCUCAGGCUUCACCGACAUGUACGGCUCUGACGUGGAGAGGCCCGAGGGCCCCAUUGCCGUGGCGAUGCCUGGUGAUGUGGGUGCUGACCUGGUGAGCCCGGACAGCGGCCUGGCAACCAUCCGCAGCAGCCGCUCCUCCAAGGAGAGCUCCGUGUUCCUAAGCGAUGACAGCCCGGUAGCCGAGGCGAUGGCUGGGGGUUUCCUCCUGAACCCGGCGCUCGGGUUCCCCUCUCUGUCCCCCAUCCCGCAUGAGAGGAGACACUCAAGCAGGAACAGGAGCGGCGAAAACCUUGAGCUGUUCAGCUUUGACCCACUGCACUGCAGUAACUCAUCUCCACCUGCAGAAGAUGCAGUGCUGCACUCCUCUCGAGGUACAGCAGGCCAUGGCAGCUCCAGCCUGUCUGAGUUUGAUGAGCUGAGCAUGGUGGAUUUCUACACCCCUGAUUCAUCAGCUGGGCAUGGAGGAUUGGUAGGAAGCGACUUGGUUGGGGGAGGAGCUCUGAUGGACCAGAGCAUGAACAGGGUCCCUCUCACUCCUGUCAACAGCCUUGUGGGUAGCAGCACUCACAGUGGCACAGAGGUCCGCUUCUUUCCAGAGGACGUCGCUGAGAGAAUCAACGGGCUGCAGCACAAAGAGAGCGUAUCCUCGUCAGAGGCCUGGGAUGACUUUGCCUUGGAUACUAAAGGCUCCACCUCGGAUGACGCCAACACGUGGAGCCUGACAGAGGCUGGGUAUGUCUGCACAGAUUGUCCUAACCCUGACAUUGAUCUGGAGGGAGUGAGAGAGGACGAGUACAGCGGAGGAGGAAGAGGAGAAGGAGAUGUGAGAAACGCUAAGCUGCGAGAAGAGAAGGAUGUCUGUUCCAAACCAGUGGAGAGACAGCUCACUCUUGUGAAUGAGUACAUAGAACCCUACGACACCUGGAACCCUGACUCAGGUUUCACAGAACCAUGGCAGCCGGUGACACUGGAGGAUCUGCAGCUCACUCCUCCGGACGAAGAGAACGGAGAAGGGAAGCUCCUCAAAGUCACAUCACGUGCACGGUCUUCUGUGGUAGGAAAAAAGCGAGCAUCUCUGGCCCCUCUCACGCCAGAGACCUCGAAGGAAGAAGAGGAUGGUCUAGUCAGGAAGACCACAGAGCUGGACUUCUGGACCUACUCAGCCCAGAAGGGAUUUCUCAAAUCGGACAGUGCGACCAGCGCCACCAGUGUCACGACCCCGUCCUACCCAGAGUCUUUGGACCUAUGGAACAUGACAAUCCACGAAGACAGCCAAUCCACACUCACUACCCCAGACAUGGCCGAUCUAUCGGAGCGGUCGGACUCCUGCGGGCUCCCUGCGCUGGGAACAUCCUUGGAGAGUCCACUGGGUGUGUCUAGUGAGGGGAUGGACAUGUGGAACACCACCAUACAGGAAGACAGUGCUUCCAUGGCAACCAGUCCGGAGGUCGCUGGGACUGGGAGGGAGGAGCUUGCUGGCAUGGAGCCCUGGGAGGCGGAGCCUGGGACAGACCUAAGGCAACAUGAGGGGGAGGGGAGAUAUUCUGAAGAAGCCUCUCCACCGCAAGAGAAUGUAAGGAGGCAGGCCCAGAGAGUUCAGAUAGUCAUCAAUGGAGACGAGGGACAAAUAUGUCCCCAAUCAGGGCAUGAUGAUCACAUGAUGACAGAGAAUCAAAUUACACAGGAUCAAAUGUCGGGGGCCAUGCUCAUCCCCGUCCCCAACAUGGUGACGUCUACCUCUGAGUAUGAUAACGUAGGAGGAGGAGGCAUCUGGAGUCAGCCCUGCUCCCCUGAUCUCCAGGCCAGCCCUGGAGCAGACACUACUGAGCUGAUCCAAGGUCAGUCCAGCCCUUUUAUAGCAGUGCUAAAGCCAGAAGCAAGUGGCAGCACCACUGAACAUCAGGCGUCCAUCGUGAAAGGCAACAGUGAUUAUAGCGGGUCAACAACGACAGGCAUUGAACAGUUGACUUCCACUGGCAGACAGGUGUUCCUGUUCGACGGAACCUCUGGACUGGGCCACGGGACCAGAAAUGGGAAGCUUCCAGUUCCAGGGGGGCCCUCUGUGAAGAGCGAGUAUGACAACAGAGGGCAGGGGUCUGAGGCAUCUGAUGGCCCCGAUUGGACAGAGGACCUGAGUAGCCAUUCCCCAUUUGUGCUGGUGGAUGAUGGCUCCUCCCCCACAGAGGAUGAUGCCUUACCUCUGAGUCACGGGGAGGAGCCAGUCACUGAGUUAAACUUUGACCAGACAUGGAAAGACCCAGCCACAACCCAGACUCAGCUCUCUACAUCCCCAAAGCUUGACAGUUGGGACCACCUAUCAACCCCUGUUGUAAAAGCUGGUGAUUCUGAAUCACCACCAAAUGGCGCAUCAUCCCUCCAAUGGAAUACUAAGGUGAUCUAUCCGGAUGGGGGACCUCAUCAUAUGGAAGAUAGCAUCCAUAGGGUUCCUAUGUCACUGAGCUCCAGCUCAGUGGAAAAAGAGAGGCUCAAGCCCAGCCCAGAUAGCCUUCCUCCCGGGAGCAGCGAGGAUGUCAGGUCCAACUCAGAUGGCGAAUCCUCAUCAGGCCUGGAGAUGGACUACAUCAUCGUGUCAGGGACAGUCAGAGAGAGUGAUAAAGAGAGGAAGGAUGAUUAUAGAGAGAGGAAUGUAACCAGAGACAGUGAUAUUGGCAGGAGGGAGGGGUCUAGAUCCUUAGAGACAUAUAGCAUGCUCUCUUAUGCGGCUACUUUACUCCAAUCCGGCACAGCCACUCACAGAAAUCACCAAGAAAGCAAUGAGCUAAAUAGGGGUGAUCGAACAAACAUAGAUAUCCACAGCCCAUUCUGCUCAGACGCAGGUGACAAUCCUAUUUCGCCUAUUCCCACAGAUGAAGACCACUCUACCCAAGCCAGCGCAAAUGGGAUUGGCUUCUGUCAAAGCUCGCACACAACCAACCAAAGGUACUCCGAAACAGCCACCUCUUAUCUUGUUAGCCCUCAAAUCCAAGUAACCACAGAGAUAAGCGGCUGCGGCCAAUCAGAUACCAGUCGGCCAAGCCUCCACCAGUCAGAGAUGAGCGUAGCGGGCCUCGAUAGUUCAGACUUGGAUGACGACAGCUAUGAUGGCCAGACGAACGCCAGAGUCGUAAAAAGCAGCAGCGCCUCCCUGAGAUACCCAGCAGAACAACACUUCCUCAAAGCCAGGGAGGAGGUCUACGUUCACUCUCAGAUCUCUCUGGAGGACUCGGACGAGGGCGGGUUCUCCCCCUCCGUCCCCCCAUCUCCCUCUCAACGGAGUCAGGGCUGGGGCUCUCUGCCGAGGGAACAAGACGACCAGCAGCGGCAUCACCCCCAGUCUCCCCUCCCCCUCACAGACAGCUCACAAUCCCCAUUGGAGGACAGCUCGUUGAUGGGCACUCCCGAGAACCUCUCAGGUGGUCCCUCUCCUGUCCAAGAGAUGGGGCUUCCGUUCUCAGGCGACCUCAUGGACAAGGAGGAGGAGGAGUUUGGCAUGGACCCUCCCAGUUGGGACACAGGUGAGGAGAUGGAGAAAGGUGUAUGUGGGGUGAUACACAGCCACGCCCAUGCACCAAACCCUGGGCCUACCGCUGAGCUACUGGAGAAUAUUGAGCACCCGAGUGGAGGUCAUUUCUCAGAGGAUGGUGAUAGACUGACAUCACAGCCAAUGAUUGAAAGGUUCUCGCAGAAUCAGGUUGACUUUGCAGCUGAGCAGCCAAUGAGAGAUCAACCCCGAAGACCUUUACAGGGCCUUGAAGACCUGUUAGUCGAUCAUAAAAUGGGAGGUUGUGGAGAUGAUUUUGAAGAAACGGACUCAUCCUAUCUGAGCUGUAUCCCCAAAGCCAAUGGAGCCAGCUCCCCUCUGUCUUACACAAGAGUUGAAGAUGUUGCAUCCCAGUCUUGGAGCCAGCGAGCCAGCGAGGGGGUUCCUCACCAGUGGACAGUGAGCCAGGACCAAUCCAACAACAGUUCCACCCAGUAUGGAUACGGACACACUGACCACCACACUGAACAGACUGAAGACCAUGCCUACUACCAAACCCCUGACCAUGCUGAAGAUGAGAGAGAUGAUCUCCUCAGCCAACACAAUGAGGCUAAAGGACAUACUACUAAUUCCUACUACUACCAUACUGAAGGCAAUGGCCAAGACCGGUCUGAUGACUGUAGCCAUUAUGACAGUGAAGGCCAGGCCCACUGGGAGUCUGAAGGUCAAGACCACUCCAGAACUCCUGAAGAGCCGUAUGAUCCCACGGGCAACGCUAAGUAUCUUCUUGAAGACCAUGCCCAUUAUGAGACUGAAGAGCAGACCCAUUAUGUUCCUGAUGACUAUUCCCACUUUCUACUCUCCAGGCCUGCUUCAGACGAUCCUGGGAUGAUGGCCUCAAAUAAAGACCACACAGAUGGGUUGGAAAACAGACCAGAUCCCCCUUCCUCUCUGGAGCUGAAUGGGGCCGGUCUCCCACCCAGGAAGAAGCUGGUGGCCCCGCCCAUGAACGUGUCUCUGGACCGCAGCGAGGGAUCCCUCCUCUCUGACGACGCCUUGGAUACGGGCGACGAUCUGGACAUCAACGUGGACGAGCUGGACACACCUGACGAGGCCGACUCCCUGGAGUUCAACGGAAUAGGUGACCCCCAGGGGUCCAAUCAGGAAGCAGAUAGGGAGCCUAGCGAGGCUAUCCCAGAAUACAGUGCAGAGGAGGAGCGACAGGACGCCAAACUGUGGAGGACAGUCGUCAUCGGGGAGCAGGAGCACCGCAUCGACAUGAAGUGUAUUGAGUCUUACCAAAGAGUCAUCUCUCAUGGAGGUUACUAUGGUGACCUGAAUGCCAUCAUCGUGUUUGCAGCGUGCUUCCUACCGGACAGUAACUGUGAUGAUUAUCAUUACGUCAUGGAGAACCUCUUCCUGUAUGUGAUCAGCACUCUGGAGCUCAUGGUUGCUGAAGACUACAUGAUUGUGUAUCUGAAUGGAGCCACACCCCGCAGGAGGAUGCCUGGAAUAGGUUGGAUGAAGAAGUGCUACCAUAUGAUUGACAGGAGGCUCAGGAAGAAUCUGAAAUCCUUUAUCAUUGUCCAUCCGUCUUGGUUUAUCCGAACAGUGUUGGGAAUCAUCAGACCCUUCAUAAGUUCUAAGUUCAGCAGUAAGAUAAAGUAUGUGAACAGCCUGGCGGAGCUACGAGAGCUAAUUCCAAUGGAGUCUGUGCACAUCCCUGAGAGCAUUAUCAAGUACGAAGAGGAGAGGGGUAUACAGACAUUUGCAUGUAUGAGAGUGGAUAAGAGAGUGAACUCCGGUGUUUGAUCAUUCUUUGGUGCCUGCUAUCCGUUUGGCCCUUGACAUAUGAACCUGCGGUUUAGAGUAGACCACAUUGUCCUGCCUGCACACACCUGUGGUGAAGAGGGGCUAUUCUACCAUGUAUGAUUCCUUAUUAGUCUGUCCCCACAAGAAAGAGGCACAGAAGCAAGAACCCAGGAGGUCCCCAAGUUAUGAUUUUUUUGCAGGCAGUGUUCAACACAACAUAAAACGCAUAAACUGUCACUUUUGGUAGUGAGUACGCAUGAGUAUUUAAAGGGGAACUGACAUAUAUUUUGGGAAGUAAUGGGGAUUGAGAGUUUUUGAAAGAAAUUGGAUUUCAUUUAAAGAAACAGGGUUUCUAAAUGUAAUAAAUUGUUUAAAACCUGUCAA
Salvelinus fontinalis (brook trout) is the source of this 7238-nucleotide messenger RNA. Its product is annotated as protein prune homolog 2-like. The record is from RefSeq and is a predicted model, not a curated record. Gene Ontology annotation, biological process: apoptotic process. Lineage: Eukaryota; Metazoa; Chordata; Actinopteri; Salmoniformes; Salmonidae. Gene Ontology annotation, cellular component: cytoplasm. The transcript has 19 exons. The coding region runs from base 390 to 6854 and encodes 2154 amino acids. Gene Ontology annotation, molecular function: exopolyphosphatase activity.